GAUAAAAUCCCCCAUAAACUCUUAUAUUUUAAGGUUUGUGUGAACUCUAAUUUAGAUGAGGUAUAUCUACACUUAUUUGGACAAAUUGAAAAUAUUAAACAAAAUCAACAAAUAAUUAAUACACGCCUAGAUAUAAUGAGCGACAGAUAUUCAUCUAUGAUGGACAAAAAAGAAACCUGCGAAAACUCACCUAAAACUUCUCGAGCCAUAUUUGAUAUACGUUUUGAUAGCAUGCCCAAACAUUGUACCACAAAUCUAAUACCGCCUAGCUCAUGUGCUGAAGCUACUAAAUGUACCCGUACCAGUGGUAUUUAUCAGAUAACUGAUUUUCGCUAUAGCAAUCAGACUUUCACGGUUUAUUGCGAUUACGAUAACUAUGAUGGUGAAUGGAUUUAUAUUUUGACUCGUUUUAAUGGUAAAGAGAAUUUUUAUCGUAAUUGGGACGAUUAUGUGAAAGGUUUCGGUAACGUUGCCGAUGAGUACUGGCUGGGUUUAGAGCGUCUAUAUGCCCUCACAAAUUAUUAUGGACCACAAGAGUUGAAUGUAUAUAUUGAAAAUUUUGAAGGAAUUGCGAAAUUUGCUCGUUACAGUAAUUUCGUUAUUGGUGAUGCAAGUGAAAAAUAUAAGUUAAAAUCACUGGGUGAUUAUUUCGGUACAGCUGGAGAUAGCCUAGAGAAACAAUUAGGCGCCAGUUUUAGUACAUAUGACAAGGAUAAUGAUAUAGAUUCUAGACAUUGCGCUGAGUAUCGCAAGAGUGGUUUUUGGUUUAAUGCUUGUGGUUAUUCAAAUCCCACUGGAAUAUAUCGAAGUGGUAAUUAUUAUGAUGUUGCAAAUGGUUGUUUCUGGCAUUCAUUUGGUGGCUGGAAUUAUUCGCAUAAAAUAAUUAUAUUCAUGAUUCGCCGAAAACGUGCUAUAACACUGAAAUAAUUUGAUUCUUAUUUAUAAUAUUAAUUUAAUAUAUUUGAUAUUUUAUAAAAUAGCAAGCCAAAUCCAAUGUA
Messenger RNA from Lucilia cuprina (Australian sheep blowfly), 998 nucleotides. Its product is annotated as angiopoietin-related protein 2-like. The transcript is spliced from 3 exons. The record is from RefSeq and is a predicted model, not a curated record. Bases 136 to 927 code for a protein of 263 amino acids. Lineage: Eukaryota; Metazoa; Arthropoda; Insecta; Diptera; Calliphoridae.